AUGUUCGAUGGUUUUCAAGAUUUAAUAAAAAAUAUAUGGUCUGCUGUCAGAUCUAAUUCAGACACAUCCCAAUACGAGUACGACAUUCAAAAACUUUUCACAUCUUUUGUUGUAAAUGAAAAUUCAAACGUUUCAGCUGAAAAAUUUCCAACUGGAGCCAUUCCAGAUGUCGAGAAUAUUGUCACAUCCACAAAUUCUACUAAAAGAAUACGUUUAUGCUUGAUUUUGAUACUUUAUAAAGUUUAUAUCGAAAUCAAGUCAGAAUCCACUUCAAACAAGAUAUUAAAUAUUCUUAAAAGAAGCGUGCAAAUCUCAUUCAAGGAAAACAAAGUUAUAAAUAUUUUUGUUUUAAUUUCUACGAAAUAUUACGAAAAUCCUUUGUAUUUGGCAAAAUACCUAGCAUUUAUCCAAAUGUUAAACCAGUGCUCAUUAUUUAAGCCCCAAUUCCCUAAAGUUCGAUCAAUAAACGUCAAUAUUGAGUUUAAUGGAGUUAUUAAAUCAAUUUCAAUCUUUGAUAAAUGGGGACCCGAUCAAAUUAAGCAACUUGCUAAAGAUUUGUUCGGAAUCAAAGGUGAAGUUAAAAUUGAUUCAAAUUGUCAGAUUCAAAAGAACCAAAUCAUCAAAAUUACAGCUACCAGCAAUGACGAUUUCUCAACCUCACCGAAGAUACCAGUUGUUUGCCAGCACAAGGACGAGAAAAGGAUUAUUUCCACAAUUACAGGUACAUCGAUCAAAACAUUGAUUUCCAUCAUCAACCACUCAUUCAGCAAAAUUAUAUCAUCUCCCUGCCGCUAUUACGUUCAUGGAAAUAAAACUUUUGAUAUUUCCACGAAAUCCGACGUAAAUGAGCUAUCACUUCAGAGGGGAGAUGUCAUUGAGAUCACAAAACUCAUCAAUUUCGAUGAUGAUUCCAACAUGUACAACUUGUAUAAGAAAUUAUUUGCAAUUGCUGAUGGAGAAGAUCCGAAAUUGGCUGCUCUUGCCAAAGAUAUUUACAAGAAGCUUCCUGUUAACCCGAUUUGGAAGUCUCAAUUAUAUGAUGUACAAUCUUUGACUUUUACUUUCAAAGACAGACCAAUUUCGGAGCAAGAAUUCAUUCUCGAGCAGAUUAUGAAUGAAGAAAUGCUCCGAAAUAACUUCUGUAAUUACAGAGGAUACGACCGAGUCGUAGAUCUUUACUUACGGAAAGGAAAACUGACAAACCAGAUCCGUCAAUUUCUUGAAUGCGGAAAUUUCGUCUACUACAAGCUCCAGGAUGUACUUUUCAACUUGUACCAAGAGAAAGAAUUUCCGUUAGCCGGAAAACUUCUUAAAAUAGCUCACGAGGGCAAUGAUAUCGUUAGACACUACCUUCCUGACCCAGAUAGAAUCAAAAUCAUCAUAAAGAACCUCGGAAAAAACGAACAAUCAAAUUUCAUUUCAACUUUCUCUGACUACAAGAACGAAAUGGCCUAUUUCAAAGAGGUAUGUGGUGAAAGUCAGAACGAUUCCUUCAACGAUCAGUUCUUAGCUUCACAAUUUCAAGAAUUUGUUUCAAGCGAAGACGCAAAGCAGUUUUUCCAAGGUAUUAUCAGCAAAAAGAGUUAUUCCAAGCUCGAAAUGCUUUGUUUGGACAACAGAAAUGUCGCUUUAACAUAUAUAGAUAAUAUUGUCCUUCCUUUGUUCACAAACAGCGACCAAAAAGCCGUAAAUUCCGGUCAAAAGAUCUUUUCCAGCUUAGUUGAUGGAUUACGCGACCAAGAUACCAUAAUUUCCGUAUUACAAGGAAUAUCAAGGUUUAUUUCGAACUCAGCUCGCUCAAAACAGAAUCUUUACAAGGAAGAUCCAAAUGCAGAGACCGAUUUCUUCUUGAAAUUCCCGAUUGAAACUAUUUUCCGUCAUAUUUCGGAUAAAAAGUUCUUAAACCAGAAAACAUAUAAUGCCUUGAUCGAUAUACUGAGUACCUAUCACGAAAACUACCAAAAAUUCGAUGGGAACAGCUUAUCUAUUUCUAAUUGUUUAAUUGAGUUCCCUAAAGAACUAAUUUUCCCAGAAGAUUUCCACAACGUAGAAGAAGAACCAGAAGAGGAAGAAGAAGACCCUUACGAUAGUUUCAAUGAUGAUUCCGAUGACGAUGACAAGAAAUCCGAAGUAAAUCUCCUUGACAAAGCAAUGAUAAGUGUUGCUUAUUGUAACAAUUACAUGAAAGCUUUAAUUUCAAGCAUCGUUGUCAAGAUUCGACGAAAUACCAAUAAAAUCGAGAAUUUCAAGAAACUUCAUUUCGUAAGGAACGGAUUACUUGAUGCUGUUCUCCAUAAUGAAAACAGGAACUUUAUUGAACAAGCAGAAAUGAUUGAUGAUAAAAGUUUCCAGAAAAUUGUUCAAGUCUUCAAAAUGGACAUUUCUUCUGAAGAAAAUCAGAAGAAAGUUUUUGAAAUUUGUAGUAAACUCGGUUGUGAUUCGAGUAUGAGCAAGAAUGAUCUUCCUUUCCUUAUUAUUAAGUGUCUUUCAAUGAAAGAAAAAGAUGAUAACAAUGAUGAAUUAAUUAUCAAUGUUUUCAAAUCAGUUUUCAACAACAUUCCUGUUCCUACAAAAUCAAAUAAUAUAAGUGAAGCAGAAAUUCUGUGUGUAAAUAUCGUCAAAUCAUACAUUAAUGAAUGGUUUGAGUCGAAAUCCCUCGAAAACAUUGUGAUUAAGACUGCAUACUUGUACAGAUGCAUUCAUGACCUCCAGAAGAAAUGUGUUGAAAGAUUUACUGAUCAAAUCGUCAACUACAUCGCAGAAACUAUUUUGUCUGACAAUACUGAGAACAGAGAUCAGACACAGAGAUACUUCGAAAGAUUCGCACUGACAAUUAAACUUUCUUUCGAAAUUAAGCAGGAAAACAGACAGAAAUACGCACCUUUACUCAUGAAAAUAAGUGAGCACAUAACAAAUGAAAGACACAGAGAUAAUUUCAAAGGAAUUUUACCAAAAAUUGAGUAA
Molecule: messenger RNA, 2964 nt
Organism: Trichomonas vaginalis G3
Lineage: Eukaryota; Parabasalia; Trichomonadida; Trichomonadidae
Product: ubiquitinyl hydrolase protein
Exons: 1
Coding region: 1-2964 (987 amino acids)
Source: RefSeq, a predicted model, not a curated record